UUGGCGCGUAGUUUUUUGUCGCCCGAGCGUGCUCGCCGGUGAUUGGGCCGCGGCGCGGCGUGCCCGAUGCGCGGGGCCGCGGCUGCUCGGUCGACCUCGGCGGCGGCCGGGUGGCGCACUUCUCGGCCGGCCUCCCGGGGGAUGGGCCACCAGGAGUCUCCGCUGACCCGAGCGCGGGCGGGAGGCGCGGCUUAUAUAAAGAGGUUAUGUAAAGGGCUCAGCUGGCGCCAACACGUGGAGAGCCACGGGGGCCUGGGAGCUUGGGCCUCCCCCGCGCGCGCCGCUGCCACCGCCGGCGCGGCCGCAGAACCCGUCGCGGCCCGGGCGCGGACCACCACCACCCGCGCGGCUCCGUGUCCGCAGCAGCCCCAGCCCAGAGCCGUCCACCCGCGGGGGCGGCCGCCAGGGGGGAAGCGGGCCGUCCGGAAGUGGAGGGGCGCCGGCCAGGUCACAAUCCAAGGUCCCGCUCCUUCGCGUUCCAGGGCCGGACGGAGUGAUGAGGCAGGGGGGGCCCGGGCAGCGCCGUUGCUGCUCCCCCCGCCGCUCGCAGCCAUGGAAACGGGGGAGGAGGACGGCGCCCGCAGAGGAACACAAAGCCCGGAGCGGAAAAGGCGAAGCCCAGUGCCGCGGGCGCCCAGCGCGAAGCUGAGGCCGGCGGCGGCCCAGGCCAUGGAUCCUGUGGCGGCCGAGGCCCCGGGCGAGGCCUAUCUGGCGCGGCGGCGGCCCGAGGGCGGCGGCGGGUCGGCGCGGCCGCGCUACAGCCUCCUGGCGGAGAUCGGGCGCGGCAGCUACGGCGUGGUUUAUGAGGCAGUGGCCGGGCGCAGCGGGGCCCGGGUGGCGGUCAAGAAGAUCCGCUGCGACGCCCCCGAGAACGUGGAGCUGGCGCUGGCUGAGUUCUGGGCCCUGACCAGCCUCAAGCGGCGCCACCAGAACGUCGUGCAGUUCGAGGAGUGCGUCCUGCAGCGCAACGGGCUAGCCCAGCGCAUGAGCCACGGCAACAAGAGCUCGCAGCUCUACCUGCGCCUGGUGGAGACCUCGCUCAAAGGAGAAAGGAUCCUGGGCUACGCGGAGGAGCCGUGCUAUCUCUGGUUUGUCAUGGAGUUCUGUGAAGGUGGAGACCUGAAUCAGUAUGUCCUGUCUCGGAGGCCGGACCCCGCCACCAACAAAAGCUUCAUGCUACAGCUCACCAGUGCCAUUGCCUUCCUGCACAAAAACCACAUCGUGCACAGGGACCUAAAGCCGGACAACAUUCUCAUCACCGAGCGGUCGGGCACCCCCAUCCUCAAGGUGGCAGACUUUGGACUGAGCAAGGUCUGUGCCGGGCUGGCACCCCGUGGCAGAGAGGGCAAUCCAGACAACAAAAAUGUGAAUGUGAACAAGUACUGGCUGUCCUCUGCCUGCGGCUCGGACUUCUACAUGGCUCCCGAAGUCUGGGAGGGGCACUACACGGCCAAGGCGGACAUCUUUGCCCUGGGCAUUAUCAUCUGGGCAAUGAUAGAGAGAAUCACUUUUAUUGACUCUGAGACCAAGAAGGAGCUCCUGGGGACCUACAUCAAACAGGGCACUGAGAUCGUCCCUGUUGGCGAGGCGCUGCUAGAAAACCCAAAGAUGGAGUUGCACAUCCCCCAGAAACGUAGGACUUCCAUGUCUGAGGGGAUCAAGCAGCUCUUGAAAGACAUGUUAGCUGCUAACCCACAGGACCGGCCUGAUGCCUUUGAACUUGAAACCAGAAUGGACCAGGUCACAUGUGCUGCUUAAAAUUCAGGGCUGAGCAUCUUGGGUGUUUUAAACUAGGUGGGGACCCCCAGUCUCAUCGUGUCCCGGACAGAGGACGGCAGAGUACAGGUGGUGGCCUGGCCGCUUGGCGAUCUCCCGACAGCUGGGUCUCCAGCAAUGUGAAGCUUUUGUUUGGGUUUCUUCUUGUAGUGUUGCUUACUUCUUUGUCUUUGUCCUUUUCUUUUUAAUUUAAACCGUUGAAACUUCAGAAGAUCAGGAAGCCGUGCUGUGGACAGGCCCCGUUUCUUUAAAGAAGUUCACUGUGGACAGCCAUAUGUAUAAAUAUCCCUGUCAAUCUUUGUAAGGGGCUAGGGAGCGACUUUGCUUUUGUCCUUCUCCCUCCCUCUGUUGUCUUUCUUUUUACACAUAGCGUCUCAGUUCUGCUCAUAGCACCUCACUUCCCCAGAGGAGGCCUGCUCCCCAGGGAGGAGGUGGGGGGUUCUCCGGGAAAGGCCUGUGGGAACUGCCCAACUCUGGGGGGCUGGUCCUGGCCUCGGACACGAUCAGCAGCGAAGACCCACCGAGAAGACCACGGUUUGACCAGAGCUGCAGACGGACUCGGCUGGGGGGUUCUUGUUGAGCUGCUGGGAGCCCCAGGCUGCACCAGGACUUAGAGCGGUGGGGGGGCCUGUGUGGCCCUGUGUGGUGGGGAGGAGGGGCUUGGAGGGAGGAGCAGAAAGGUGACUGCCUCCCACUGCCUGAUGCGGUCAGAUAAGCCACCCCAGCACAGCUCUGUGCUUGGGAAAGAAACGGUCGUGCCAAACCUCUGCCCCAGCCACAGCUGGGUCCUCCACGACGCCUCUCCCUCCACCUGCUGGACAUACUGCCUGGCGCCCUAAGCUCCAGCUGUGAGCAUUGCCAUGGUAACGGGGGUCUGGAACUGGCUGCCAUGCCAUGGAGAGUGAACCCUGUGCGCUGGAACCCAUGGUGCCACCAGUGGUGACACACCCUGUCAAGCUCCAUCUCUCUCACCCCUGGGGACUCAUCGUUUGGUGCCCAUCCUUAGUGUCAACGUGUCAGAUGGAAGAGAAUGGACCUGCCCCAGCCAGGGAGGUAUCUGCCUGGUGGGUUAGAACCCCUGUGGCUGACAGGUGCCCACCGGGGUGCCUGACCACUUGAGAGCAUUCUCAGCCGCGACCUCUCAGCCCUGCCCUCUGUGUCGCUCUCUGGCCAUUCCGGCACUGGCAGCGCCCCUGCAGCAGCCGCAGGAGGCCUCUCCUCCUGGGCUCCUGGCUCUCCAGUCGCAGGUAGAAGGCGCUCCCCCAAAGCUCCCCUCCCCACUCUGGCCGCAUAGGCUUGGGCCCGGGAAAGGGAGAAACCUUGUUUUGUGUUCGUUUUUGUUUCUUGUUGAACCUAAACCAGCAUAAGAUUGACAGGAGAGAUGGUUGGUGUGUGACCAAGGCGGGCUGUCCCCCCAGGGCAGCGAUCCCUUAGGCCUGGGCGUCGGGAAGAGACCAGCAGGACCCGGAGCCCAGUUUGGCCCUGUUUGCUCACAUCCUCUGCCUUUCUCCUGGGCCCUGGGCAGUGGCUUCCUCCUCCUCCUGGGCCGACAGCUGCUGCUGUUAGCAGAGGACCCCGCAGGGCUGCAGGUGGUGACCAGGCCCCUUCUCUCCCUGGCCUCAACGCCGAGACUGCGUUCCUGUCUCCUCUCGGGCACAUUCCUACCCUGCCUUCCCUUGGGGCGGCUGCCUCGCCACACACAAGCAAGUGGGAAGAACAGUGCCCAGACUCUGCGCCCCAGCUCCCCUGGCCGCAGUCGGGCCCUGACCUCCCCCUCCCCACCCUGGCCUGGCUCUCUCAGCUCUGAAUGAGCUUCGGGGCAGGCGUGCUUCCGCACUGUUAUUUUCCUGCAAAUCACCGAGUCCUUGGCAGACCAGAGGCCCGCCUGGUGGGGAGCCAGCUUCCCCGUCCCCUGAUCUGCGGCUCCCGGCCUUACUGGCUUGGUGGCAGAGCCUCUUUUCCUAGCUCCAAGUGCCUGUCUCUCCCUCCCCUUCUCCCCCUGCCACCCCCCACAUCGGCCCUCUGUGCCCCCAGGUGUUCAGCCAGUUAGGUGGAAGUCAGGCCUGUACAAACUUGGGCUCUUCCCUGCGUGGAGGCUGUCCUUGGGGCUGGCCCUGUGGUCCCGAGCCGCUGUCCACCUCUUCCCUCUGGUUGCCCCCCUCCCCAGCUCUCAUACCCAUCAGCGCCUCUGUGGGGCAGCAUCUCAGUGCCAGCAAGUUUGUUAGACCUAGCCAUGUUCUAGGAGUUUCCAAACCUUAAACAGCAGUCAUUCGUUCUCUUGGACCUGUGUGAGGAUGGCCCACGGGAAGGGAGGAUCCUGGCCCUGCCCUGCUGGGUCUCAGCAGGGUGUCCCAGUGGGCAAGGAAUGAGCAGGGCUGAUCCUAGUGCCUUAUCCCAUUGUCCUCCCCUGACCAGACCUCCGGCUCAGCUGGGACUGGGCGGCUUCCUUCACCCUCUCCGUGUCCAUCUGGCACUUGCACUCUCACCUUCUCACUCACAGGUCGCCACAGGGGUGGAUGUCCCCUUUCUGGGGGCUGGAGCCAGGCUCACGUCUCCCCACCCACCGCCCGGGCACUCAUGAGCAGCGUUAGCCCAGAUCGGAAGAACUGUGCUGCAGACAGAUGCACUGUCUGCUUCUUACCUCCAGUCAGGAGGACGCCGCUGGCUGACUGGCCCAGACCGGCUCCAUCUGGCCGCCUGCUGGGCCCCAGGACUGAAGCCACAGGCCUCAGCCUCUUCUCAUCCCAGAGGCGUUGGGACAGGGAGUUCUGUCUUCCCGCCCCAACACGGCCUCCCCCCGUGGCUGCCUUCCUGAGGGAAGGCACUAAAUGUUUACUUAAGAAAUACCCUGUUUACAGCUGGAGGAGAACUGAGCCCAGCACAGGUGCGGACUCGGUGCCUGCACUGGGCCUGCCUGCGGACGGCGCUGCCAGCGGGGUCCCCAGAGCAGGCGAAGGCAGAGGUGCUGGGGCGGGGUGAGGGCCUUCACCCCUCUGCUCCCCAACCCCGUGGUGCUAAGACCGCGUCCUCGUUCCUCGCAGCCUUCCUGCCCCUGGACAUUCCCUAGUGCGCCCCUCCCUCCCAGGCUCUCCGCUCCUUCCCCUAGCCUCGCUUGUCUCCUGGCCUAGAAAACCAGUGUUUGGAGCAAUAAGAUUAUUAUUUUUGUCUGAGUCUUUUUCUAAGAAAAGGAAAAGCGCUGGGAAUGGUGGGAAUCUUUCUUUUUAUGCCGUUGGCUGUUUACCUUUGUAGCAGACAGACCCUAAUAGGACGGCUGUCUGGGUUUUAGCCUUGGUCUCUUUGGAAACUUGGAAACAGGUGUCGAGGUGCCACCCCUUUGCAGAGGGGCCCUAGCUCUGCUCCCGCCUGGCCCAGCCCUGCCCACUCCCGCACUUCCCACCUCCCUCCCUGCCCGUGCCCCGCCCUCCUCCCACCUUCAGGAGAUACUGGUGGCUCUCCCUCCAGGUGGGUCUCCGUGUUCCCUGAAUUGGUGGCCUCCAGGACCCCUCGGGCCUACAACCUCAGAACAGCCACUGUUCAGGUCCCUCGGUUUUGGAGGCUGAGGUCCAAGGAUGCCACCUGUGCCACCCUUGUGUGCUGGGCUGGGCAUGGCCUCCCGGUGCACACAGAGCGCUCUGGUCCUGCUCUGUAUUGGCCACUGGCGCGGGGGUCUCGUCUGCACAGAUGCCCUCCGUCGCAGCCCUGGGGGCCUCACACGGCUGGCCUGCAGUGCAUCUACAGCUGCCACCAAGAGUUGAACCCAUGGCUCCUGAGGUUGCAGGGGGUACCCCAAGAUCCCCUCCCCUUGCUUUCUUCCAGGAGGGGCCCCGAGAGGAAGCAGUGUCCCUUGUGCCCCAGGGGUGUCUGCAUCAGGGCAGGGGGUGCACUUCGUGGCUUCUUCCAUUCAAGGUUGCUGACUGGUCGAGAGGGAGACUAAGCCAGACACAAAGUUAGUUUCAAAUACUAGUUAAUGAAUCUAUUUUUCUUUUUUUGCACAGAAGCUGGUAAUCUAGGACCUACGUGUGAACAACUUUCUAUGACUAUUUUUUUGUACUUGGUUUACUUGGGUUGGUAUGAGACAUUCUAUUUAAGUUCCUCGAACACUGUGCAUCCCCAAUGUGUAUGAAUGACUGAGGCUUUGUAAAUUAAGGGACGUUUGUGUGAAUAAAGUUAUUUGAUGGGGUCAGAGAAGCCAUAUGUGAUUUAAAAA
This is a messenger RNA of Oryctolagus cuniculus (rabbit), 5983 nucleotides long. RefSeq names its product serine/threonine kinase 35 (gene STK35). Gene Ontology annotation, molecular function: protein kinase activity; ATP binding. Gene Ontology annotation, biological process: negative regulation of G2/MI transition of meiotic cell cycle; protein phosphorylation. The record is from RefSeq and is a predicted model, not a curated record. Gene Ontology annotation, cellular component: cytoplasm; nucleus. Lineage: Eukaryota; Metazoa; Chordata; Mammalia; Lagomorpha; Leporidae.